AUGUCCCCCGAAACUACUCAACUUACCACGAAUAACUCCUCCAUUCAAGGCUCGCCCGACAGCGUGCGCGGGCGUGACUCUGAAUAUCCUCCACCCCCUUUUGAGCUUCCGGAAUCGACAGUGUCACGGAAGUCGAGUCAGAGUGCAAUGAGCGAGGCUCUGGUGAUGAACAAGUCCCCGGGACUGAUCAGAAGAUUAUCAAACAGAGCCACGAAGUUUGCGGGCCGGCGCCGGCAGUCAUCGACUACAGCCAUGAGUCGAGAUCACAGCACUGGACCUGUCACUAUGCGACGGAGAAGUGACAGUACCAAUACAGCACCGGAAGGCGGCAAAGGAGCCCUAUUCUCGGACUCAGAUGACGAGUUUGUUGUGGACAUGCGAGAAGAGUAUUAUUAUCCGUUGGCACUCGACGGUAAAGGAGACUACCCAAGCACAACCGCUUCCAUCGGCUCUUCGACAGUACCCUCAGCGACCCCUCCCCCUGGCCCUGUCAUUCCCAAGGUCCUGCUUCAAGGCACCACCAUGAUGAAGGUAACCAAGAAGAAGAAGAAGCUUCUGACUUUCGUUCUUGAGAGCGAAGCUGCAAAAGUAUGCUGGGACAAAAACCGGCCUUCCAAGUCUUUCUAUAUCGACGACAUCAAAGACAUCCGAGCUGGAGCAGACGCCCGAAACUACCGUCAAGAAUUUGGAGUUGCAGCCGCCGAUGAACCACGAUUCUUCUCGAUCUUGUACGCAGUCCCAGACAGGUCGAAGGGGAAGUCUCAACAGAAGAUCAUGCACUUAAUCGCCAACGAUGACCAGACUUUCGACCUUUGGACAACAACACUCGAUGCCAUAUCGAAGCAUCGUCAGGAUUUGAUGGCAUCCCUAUCAUCGUUUAACGAUAAGGCCGUGAGGGCUUAUUGGCGGACCGAAAUGAACAAGCAAUUCCAGGACAAGCCUCACCUUGAAGAUGAAGAAGAGAUCGACAUUGUGGGGGUCGAACGUUUAUGUCGAUCUCUCCACAUCCAUGGAUCUUCAAGUUACCUUCGUACUAGGUUCGACCAGGCAGAUGUUUCAAGAUCGGGUCGCCUGAACUUCGUCGAGUUUCAAACAUUCGUAAAGCUGAUGAAGAGACGAGAAGACGUGCGAGCGAUUUACCGAGAACUUGCAUCCGAUUCGGAGAAGGGCAUUACAAGCGAAGAAUUCUUUCGCUUUCUUACGGAUAUUCAGUUUGAGAACGUCGAAGCUGAUGUUGCUCACUGGGAGGAUGUUUUCGCCAAGUUUGCACGCCGGUCGAAGCCGAAAGACGCUGUCGAAGGGGAGGCUUCACGGAUGAACGAGGCAGCCUUGAGCAGUUAUCUCAUUUCCACGUUCAAUCUUCCCUUGGAAAACAUUGCUGCGACUCACACCUUGAAUCGCCCAAUGAACGAGUACUUCAUCUCGAGUUCCCACAAUACAUAUCUCUUAGGUCGACAAGUUGUUGGCCAAUCGAGCGUUGAGGCAUAUAUUUCAGCUCUGAAUCGCGGAUGCAGAUGCGUCGAAGUCGACUGCUGGAAUGGGAGCGAUGGUCAGCCUACCGUUAUGCACGGCCAUAGCCUCACCACUGCGGUCUCUUUUGCCGACGUGAUGUCUACCAUCAGCAAAUAUGCUUUCGUCAAGUCACCUUACCCACUCUGGAUAUCUCUGGAAGUUCAUUGCAAUUCACAGCAACAAGCCAUAAUGGCUGAGAUCAUCAAGGAGACUUGCGGCUCGAAGCUUGUCACACAACCAAUUGAUCCAUCGGUUGAGCAACUACCGACGCCGUCUGAGUUGAUGCACCGAAUCUUGAUCAAGGUCAAGAAGCCUAGGUCGUUCGAAGAUUCAGCGGUAAUGGAACAGACAAAUGGAAGAACUCGUGGGAGCAGUCUGAGCUCGCCAUAUGUUCGCCCCACCCAGCUUGACAACUCUACCAUUUCAGCCGGUCUUCUACCACCGACCCCGUAUUCGCGAACGUACAGGACCAUCAGCCGUGGGCAGCCCAAAUACUCCGGAAGUGAAGGUCAAGAUAGCCUGAGCAGUAGCACAAGUGACAGCGAGAGUCUCACGGAAGACGUUGUUCGUGCCAAAGAAAAUAAAGCAAAGAACAAGACCAGCAACAUCAUCAAGGUUCUUGGUGAACUUGGUGUUUACUGUGCUGGGAUCAAAUUCCAAGGCUUCGAUGCUCCAGAGGCCAAGUCAUACAAUCAUAUUCUCUCCUUCGCGGAGAACACUUUCGACAGGAACACGAAGGAUCCAGAAGACAAACGUGCCGUGGCUCGGCAUAACAUGCGGUACAUGAUGCGUGUGUAUCCAAGUUACAAACGCAUAUACUCGAACAACUUCGAUCCACUCAAGUAUUGGCGUCGAGGAGUACAAAUGGUUGCUUUGAACUGGCAAACUUACGAUCUCGGGAUGCAAAUGAACGACGCAAUGUUUGCGGCCGGCAAAGAUCAAUCAGGAUAUGUUCUCAAACCAAUUGAACUCCGAGAGAUCAAGAUGAUCCCAACUGUUCCUGAAGAGGCUGGUGUCGGCUAUGUCAGACGGGAGCGCAAGAACGUCACCUUCUCAAUCGACCUCAUCUCAGCACAGCAACUCAUGCGACCCAAAGGGCUUGCUCCGAAUCAAAGUGUCAAUCCUUACGUUGAGGUGGAGGUCUACCACGCCGACGAUAAAUCUAAGGAUAGUAAGGGUGUUGUGGGAGAAGGCGGACUUGAUGCUUCUGCAAAGGAUGGAUUUUCUGGUCUUGGUACACCUCACCGAAGACGAACCCAGAUCAUCCAAGACAACGGCUUUAAUCCUAUCUUUGACAAGAAGUUCAACUUCGCUCUCACCACCAAGUAUCCGGAGCUUGUGUUCGUCCGAUGGACAGUAAGAUGUUCCAAUGAUGGUUCAGGUUACAGCGAGAAGGGCUCACCACUUGCGACCUACACGGCCAAACUCAGCAGCCUCAAACAGGGUUAUCGCACACUACCUCUCCACGACAACAGUGGAGACCAGUUCCUGUUCUCGACGCUGUUCUGUCGCAUCAAGAUUGAUCCAGCGACUAGCAUCUACGUCAACGGACCAGAGUCUGCUGCAAAUGAUAGUGUCGGCGUCCUCAAAAACAUUAGUCGCACAGUCUGGAAUCGCACGCCUAUGUCGCCAAAAACAUCUGUCGACAGCGGCAACUCAUAA
This is a messenger RNA of Hyaloscypha bicolor E, 3174 nucleotides long. Its product is annotated as putative 1-phosphatidylinositol-4,5-bisphosphate phosphodiesterase 1. The record is from RefSeq and is a predicted model, not a curated record. Gene Ontology annotation, molecular function: calcium ion binding; phosphatidylinositol-4,5-bisphosphate phospholipase C activity. Bases 1 to 3174 code for a protein of 1057 amino acids. The transcript has a single exon. NCBI's taxonomy places the organism in Eukaryota, Fungi, Ascomycota, Leotiomycetes, Helotiales, Hyaloscyphaceae. Gene Ontology annotation, biological process: phosphatidylinositol-mediated signaling; lipid metabolic process.